Lagenorhynchus albirostris (white-beaked dolphin) is the source of this 1767-nucleotide messenger RNA. RefSeq names its product ATPase Na+/K+ transporting subunit beta 2 (gene ATP1B2). Gene Ontology annotation, biological process: intracellular potassium ion homeostasis; potassium ion import across plasma membrane; sodium ion export across plasma membrane. Gene Ontology annotation, molecular function: ATPase activator activity. The transcript is spliced from 8 exons. The record is from RefSeq and is a predicted model, not a curated record. The coding region runs from base 598 to 1470 and encodes 290 amino acids. Gene Ontology annotation, cellular component: sodium:potassium-exchanging ATPase complex. NCBI's taxonomy places the organism in Eukaryota, Metazoa, Chordata, Mammalia, Artiodactyla, Delphinidae.
AAGAGCGGAGCCUCCGCCCGGGGGACCCCUAUCCCUGCCUGUCUCCCACAACUGCGCGUCCCCACCCCACCCCACCCCCGCGGCCGAGCCACCGCAGGUGUGGCGGUCUCCGCUCGGCAGAAGAGCCUUGAACGGUCACCCGACCCUCCUCCACAGCCUCUUUGCAUCUCGGAUUUCGGGGCGGUCCCCUCCCCCACCUCUCCCUGUCCCUUUGCACCCCGAUUUUUUAUGCGCUUCUCUCGGGUUUUGCAGCCGUCUAUUUUUGCAUCCCUUUUCGUUUUGCUUCUGGGAGGUUUGGGGAGUGAAGCUGCGUUCGCACCCCUUCCCCUUUUUAUCCUCCCCUGCUCGGACAACCCCCCUUUUCAUUGCAGUGGGGGGGGCCUAGGUUCUGUGCAUCCUACGCCGCGCCGCCAGUACCCCGCAACGUGUGGCCCUGCGCCCCGGAAUUUGCAGCAGCUGCAUAUCUGAGGGAGGGGUCUCCCUCGCCCCCGCUGCCUUUGCUUCCCGCGCGUUCUGGUGCGUGAGUGUGCUUCACGCGCCGCACCCCGGCUUCUCCGUAGCCCCCGCCCCGCGCGGGACUCGCCCCCCGCCGUCAAGAUGGUCAUUCAGAAAGAGAAGAAGAGCUGCGGGCAGGUGGUUGAGGAGUGGAAGGAGUUCGUGUGGAACCCGAGGACGCACCAGUUCAUGGGCCGCACCGGAACCAGCUGGGCCUUUAUCCUCCUCUUCUACCUCGUCUUCUAUGGCUUCCUCACCGCCAUGUUCACCCUCACCAUGUGGGUGAUGCUGCAGACGGUCUCUGAUCAUACUCCCAAGUACCAGGACCGACUGGCCACACCGGGCUUGAUGAUUCGCCCUAAGACUGAGAACCUAGAUGUCAUUGUCAAUGUCAGUGACACUGAAAGCUGGAACCAGCAUGUUCAGAAGCUCAACAAAUUCCUGGAGCCUUACAAUGACUCCAUCCAAGCCCAAAAGAAUGAUGUCUGCCUCCCUGGGCGCUAUUACGAACAACCAGAUAACGGAGUUCUCAACUACCCGAAACGUGCCUGCCAGUUCAACCGGACCCAGCUGGGCGACUGCUCUGGCAUUGGGGACCCCACCCACUAUGGUUACAGCACAGGACAGCCCUGUGUCUUCAUCAAGAUGAACCGGGUCAUCAACUUCUAUGCAGGAGCAAACCAGAGCAUGAAUGUUACCUGUGUGGGGAAGCGAGAUGAAGAUGCUGAGAAUCUCGGCAACUUCGUCAUGUUCCCUGCUAACGGCAGCAUCGACCUCAUGUACUUCCCCUACUACGGCAAGAAGUUCCACGUGAACUACACGCAGCCCCUGGUGGCCGUGAAGUUCCUGAAUGUGACCCCCAACGUGGAGGUGAACGUGGAGUGCCGCAUCAACGCCGCCAACAUCGCCACUGACGACGAGCGCGACAAGUUUGCUGGGCGCGUGGCCUUCAAACUCCGCAUCAACAAAACCUGAGGCCCCUUCCUCCCGCCCCCACCUCUUUCCUACGGAUGCUUCUGGAAUAUCCCUGACCCUGCCUGAUCCCUCCCUCACCCACCCCAAAGCUUCCACAUCCCACCCACAGAUGGACUCUCCCCUGUUUUUCUCUCGCUGGAUCUGAGUCUCUUCCCUUUGGGUCCCCAUGUCUUCCUGCACUCCCCUCACCCCACUGGUCUCUCUCUGCAGUUAUUUAAUGCCUGUGUCAGAUCUACUGUAAAAAGAGGAUAAAGUACAAUAAAAUGAGAGCAAUUAUAUAUAUAAAUAUAUAUCAUA